UCAUAGGAAAUGAAUAUUUAACUUUUGACAAUUUGUCUUAAUUGUUGAUUUAAUUGUUUACAUGUUUCACCUAGAAAAUUGUAAAUACAAUUUGAUUGUUUUGAAAAAAAACAACUAAUUGUUUGAGUUUUUUCAUGUUCAACAAACUUGCAAACUCUAGUUAGUUUGUUGAUAAUCAAUAAUCAUUACGUUGGGUUUACCAUGUUUGGAGUGAUUAAGGACAAUUAACCAUGAUGAACACCCAUUCAAAUGUUUACAAUUAACUUAUUAUUUACUUGAUUACAUUCCCUUGAUAAUGAAUAGUAACUGGAAAGCAAAUCAAGCGGAGGAAAUUAAGAAAGUAAGAGAAAUUAGAAAGAGAAUUGGAUUUAAAUUGUGAACAAUUUAGUUAAUUUAAUAAGUUGAUCGACUACUUCGCCCACUAAUUGAUUUUAACAUUUUCUCUUACGUAUAUAUUUAUCAUUUUCAUUCAUUGCUAAGGUUUUUUUUUUCGUAAAAUUUAACUCACUUGAUUGUUACUCACUUUACUAAUCACAAUUAAGAAAUUGAAAUUGAAAUUAACAUUUACUUCAUUCUGAGAUCUUCAUCAUAAUUGUGUCGCUCUGUGUUUACGAUAAUUUUGUUUUCCUCAAUUCAAUUCCAAACUAUUAAAGUGUCAACAAUCAGUAAUCGCUGUAAAGUUAAUUGUUGAUUAUAAUCAUCAUCAUCAUGGAGAAAUCAAAAUCGUACCAAUCAAGUGCCAAUUAUCAACAACGUAACAAAACUGUGGUCAAAUCAACGGCCGCUAAUCCAUACGGUACCAAAAGCUACUUGACCAAUAACAACAACAAUGAUGUUAAUUAUAAAUCAAAUAAAUUUCAGGUUGAUACUCGUAAAGAUGAGAUUGUCCCUAUUUCCAGAGAUGAGGAAUGGACUAAAUCUAAGAAAGUAGUUAAUCAUAAGACUCGGCAAAUUGAGACACGAAUACAGAGACAAAUUGUUAUGGAGGAUGGUAAAGUGAUCGCUGACAGCGGCCCUCAGGUCACUCAACGAACCAAGGAAGAUAUUAAAACGGAAGAGCUUGAAGGCUCAUCGGGACGUGGAGGAAAAGGUGAAGGUGGUGAUUUGCCUGUCGAGGAUUACAAAGGUUUACCAGGUGAGGCUGUUGUUUCGGAGAAGGUGGAAACACGUAACACAACACGUGAAGCUCGUCAAGAGCAGUUACAGUAUCACGAUGAAUCGAUAAAAGAGCUGACAGGCUAUGAUAUUCAUAGGAAAGCGUUGGUUUCUCCUAAUGAGUUGAUUCAACUUGAUGAGAGCGAAAUUGACUCAAGUCGACCGAAAGGUAAACUUGUCCAUUAUGCUGCUAAAUCGAAAAAGUUUGCCGAUCGAGAAGAGAUGAAAGAAGUUUCCAAACGUCAGAGAGAUGGGACAAUAACCACCGAGAAAACGGUUACCCAGCAUCAUGAAGAAGUCGAUGAUGAUGAACUUCCGGAGGGCAAAGCUGAUUCGAAUGCAAUACCAGAGGCUUCCAAAGAAUCAACAAAAGAAAUUCAAUAUCAUCGUGAUUGGAAUGACUCAAGAAGAUCGGAAAGUCGAUCGAAAAAUGUUUCAGAAGAAAAUGAGAGAAGAGAAAACAGAUACUCAAGUGUUGAUAGAAAAUCAGAGAAUUUCGACAAGUCAAGGUCAACAUCGGUUGACCGUCGGUCGACAACAUCCUCACAAUAUAAUAGAGAGAAAUCAAUCCCAGUGGAAAAAGAGUAUUCGCCUCGUGUUGUCUCACCUGAUUCUCGACAAUCACCUAAUUAUAAUCAACAUAAAUCGCGAUUCGAAAGACAUGAUGAUGGCUAUUCUGUCGAUAAUAAGUAUCAACAAUCAUCGAUUUCCCGAAGAGACGAAUCAAGAUUUUCCAAUAGAAGUGUUUCCUCUUCGAUCAAAGAGAAACCAUUCAAAGAAGACGCUUCUGUCCAAGCUUCGUUCUCAGAGGAUUCGAGUGAUGAUGAAGCUUAUGGAAGAACAAGGAAUAAGAAAUCAACUGAAUCUGAGGCUCGUUCUCAUCGAAUCAAAGUUGAAUCAAGUGGUUAUUCUGGUUCUCGAUUAAUGGAAAGCGAAAAGCCCAAAGGUUCAUUUUAUUAUUUCGGACAAGAUGCCGAUCCAAAGGAGUCGCCUCGAAAACGGGAAUUAAGUUCUGACCGAUAUUCGACUCAUGGUAGUCGAUUACAUCGGGAAGAAUCAAGUCGAGCAUCAGAGGAAAGGCAACAAAUGAAAUCAUCGAUGAGCCGAUCAUCAUCUGCAAUGGACAAAAAGGAAACUCGAACCAAUCGUGAUUCGGAAUCAGUAAAUUGGUUCAAUACUUUAGACGCUCGAACUUUAAUGGAUGAACUUGAACGCGAAUGUCAAGCUGAACUUUCGAUUAAUGAUCCAGCCCCUGAACCGAGUUCUCCAAGUGAUCACCGAUCAAGGUCUCGAAUGGAAGAUACAUCAGAUGGUCGAUCGCGUUACUCAACUUCCGGUGAAAUUAAGGGCAACGUUAAACACGAAUUUAAAUCUACUUCUAAUGGUCAAGUGAUCAACGACACUUCGAGAAAUGAAGCGUUUCAAAGGUCAUUUAAUAAUCCAGAGGAAAGAGAAGACGCAACUCGAUCUUUCAAUAAACUGAUGGACACAACUUUCGGUAAAUCGUCUCGAGAAUCAAUGUCACCCUUAUUGUACGAUGGUUCUAUUCGUCAUAUUCCAAUCGAACGACAGGACAGUUCAAAAUCUCGAAUGGAAAAUAGUUCAAGAUCAUCUUCGACUGUUCGUGACAAUGGUUACAAUUCACCUUCGUUUAACCAUCGAUCAUAUAACAAUUCGAGGACCAAUAGUCCAAGUAGAUUAUCUGAUCGAUUCCGUUAUUCUGAUGCAAGGUCACCCUCACGCUCGCCCGAAAGACAAGCGACUUUCACCAAGUCAAGAGCUUCGCCGACGAUCAACAACAAUUCAGAUUAUUCUCCGUAUAAAAGUGACCUCAUGCGAAAAUCACCUUUCUUUGGUAGAGAGAACAAAAAUUAUUAGAUUUUCGAAAAUCAGAGAAAAAGAAUAAUUUUAACAAAAUGUUUCCAUCAAUUUCCUUUUCGAUUAACAAUUAAUAUCCACAUGAAGAAUUACGAGUAAAAAUGUUUCCUUUCUCAACUGAUCUUUUCCUUAAUUAGAAUCAUUGUAAUCAACUAAUCUAAAUAAAAAAGAAAAGCUUGUUGAUUUAAUCAACCAAAUAAA
Molecule: messenger RNA, 3234 nt
Organism: Panonychus citri (citrus red mite)
Lineage: Eukaryota; Metazoa; Arthropoda; Arachnida; Trombidiformes; Tetranychidae
Product: serine/arginine repetitive matrix protein 5-like
Exons: 5
Coding region: 709-3033 (774 amino acids)
Source: RefSeq, a predicted model, not a curated record